This is a messenger RNA of Bipolaris oryzae ATCC 44560, 1113 nucleotides long. RefSeq lists its product as uncharacterized. The record is from RefSeq and is a predicted model, not a curated record. Bases 1 to 1113 code for a protein of 370 amino acids. The transcript is spliced from 3 exons. Lineage: Eukaryota; Fungi; Ascomycota; Dothideomycetes; Pleosporales; Pleosporaceae.
AUGCCUCUCGGUAAUAACACAGCACCGGCCAACAAUAUAAUUAGGCUGGCUCAUACGCUAGGAUUCAUCGACUACCCAAAGGAAAAGACCGCCGAACCAUAUCUAAGCUACAUCUUGAAGCAGCGUACUGAUAAUCAUAGUGAAGCAAACUAUGUCAACCUGUUCGUUGAGGUCGUCAAACGCUUCCAGGCCACCGCACCGGUUGCUACAGUGCAGUCAGUCAUAGACAAUCUCGUCUUGACAAACUUUCCAGGGCUUUCCGCGAACACUGCUGUCGGUGAUGACAGGCGCAAGGAAGACGUUGAGGAUACGGUUAUGUGUAUACUUGGAACUUGGGCUACAAUGCUCAGCUCCUUUCAAAACAAGCGUCAGCAUCGUGAGGUUGUGGCAGCAUACUCAAUGUCGUCCUAUGCUAUAUUAGAUGAUCUUGGUGUUCAGGAGUCACUGUCCAUCAGUGCGAAACGUCUCAACGCUUUCACCCUGAAUGUGUUCAGCGGAGUGGAUGUUCAAUGGACGCCCAAUGUGUCACGCCACUUACUUCUUACCAAUGUAGGCGGACGCCACGUUUUGGAACUGUUCUCAUUGCCGUGUGCUUUCUGUUCCAUCACAUCUCUCGCCGUAGGCAUACCGCGGGAGCUCCAACAAGAGAUUUCAGAAUCAUACGCUAUGCUAUUCAACGCAUGGUGCAUAAAGCCAUUACACGUGAACUUAGGAGAAGUUUUUGGGAUCCGCAAAAUGUGCUGGUGCCGGUCGUGCUGUGCCUACCGCUAUCGUAAGCGAUGCAUCCACGCCUGCCGCUCACAUGGACCGGCGACUUCACGACAUAACGCAGCGAAUCCAACCCAGAGCGAUUUCGACCCGACUCUAGAAAACCUGAUGAUGAAAGACUCAACCGAUAGCUGGACGCCAGUGAGCUUCCCGUACCUCUGGCCACGCAUUGCUCGACUCGAAAAACACCUUCAGUCGUCAAGACCUUGGAGUCUAUGGGUGCUAUUUCGCGAUCGCAGGGACACAUUGCAGUUUUGGACAUUUCUAUUUGGUACCGUGAUCCUCUUUUUGACCGUCAUUCAGGUCUUGCUUGGUAUCGCGCAGGUUGUAGGCUCCUUCCAGUAG